Tauraco erythrolophus (red-crested turaco) is the source of this 555-nucleotide messenger RNA. NCBI's taxonomy places the organism in Eukaryota, Metazoa, Chordata, Aves, Musophagiformes, Musophagidae. The record is from RefSeq and is a predicted model, not a curated record.
GUGGCAUCAAGUGUCCCGUUUGCAGCUUUGUGUACGGUACAAAAUGGGAGUUCAACAGACAUCUUAAAAACAAGCAUGGAAUGAAGCUAGUGGAACAUGAUGGGGAGACCAAGUGGGAGGUAAACCAAAUUUCUGAAGAAGCAUCCACUCAGUAUCUCCAUAUCACGGAGGCUGGAGAAGAUGUUCAAGGCACUCAAGCUGCGGUAGCUGCAUUACAGAACCUUAGAUACACUUCUGAGAAUGGUGAAAGACUUGAUCCAACAGCUGUAAACAUCCUGCAGCAAAUCAUUGAGUUGGGUUCGGAAACCCAUGAUGCCACUGCAGUUGCUUCUGUAGUUACCAUGGCACCCGGCACUGUGACAGUGGUGAAACAGUAUAUCUGGGUGAGCACUGCAAACAGACGUUUUUAUGCCAGCUUACUUGUGGCAUAUGAGCAUCUAAAAGCUUUAGUCAAAAAUCCAGAGCUGCACAUGGCGCCAGUAAAAUCCUACCAUGGUAACAGUCACUUUCUUCAAAGCGAGAGCGGUAGCAAUGCGCAGCAAAGAUUGCACGAUG